Molecule: messenger RNA, 1623 nt
Organism: Penicillium coprophilum
Lineage: Eukaryota; Fungi; Ascomycota; Eurotiomycetes; Eurotiales; Aspergillaceae
Gene: cp9
Product: putative serine carboxypeptidase
Exons: 2
Biological process (GO): apoptotic process; proteolysis
Cellular component (GO): trans-Golgi network
Molecular function (GO): serine-type carboxypeptidase activity
Source: RefSeq, a predicted model, not a curated record
CUGUACAAAGCACGGCAAAUGCCAAUCAUGAAUCUUUCAGCUUUGUUUUACUUCCUUCAUGUUCUAUGGGCAGCCCCUCGGUUUGUCCUUUCGCGAGGAAUUGGUUCAUACAAUACUUCACGCUUUGAGGUACAUACCUUGCCGGGCGUUUCGGACCUGCCAUCUAGCUGGGCUGGUCGCCUUCCAGUUCCGGGGACAGAACCUGGAAAUGAGAUAUUCUUUUGGCUAUUCCAGUCAGAGCAGCCGUUAUACGAUGAUAAUUUGAUCAUCUGGUUCAAUGGCGGCCCCGGCUGCUCAUCCUUGAUAGGGUUGACGACCGGUAAUGGACCCAUCUCAUUCGAUGGCAAUUCAACUCAAUUCAUUCGCAAUCCGCACUCGUGGACGAAGCUGGGCAAUGUGCUGUAUGUUGAUCAGCCCGUCGGUACUGGCUUCUCUACGGCCAGCUUCCCUUACCCAGUUAAUAACAAUGGCCGGGUGACGACCGACUUUACACAGUGGCUGCGUAGCUUCUUUGAGUACUUCCCACAUCUGCAAUCAAAGCAGAUUCAUCUGAUGGGGGAGUCAUAUGCAGGCAUCUACAUACCUUACUUUGCAUCGGAGCUUCUCCAGGGCAACAAUUUCCUUCCUCUCAAUGUCCGCUCGAUAUCUCUUGGUGACGGGUCUUGGGGAAAUGGAGCAGCCAUGGCGACCGUUGGAAUGGGUAAAUAUCUCAGGUCACAGCUGGACCUCCUUCAAAUACCAGACAACAUUCUAUCUGUUUUCGACGAAGCAGACAAAACCUGCGGUUUCAACGACGUGCUAGCAAAAUCCGACAUCUAUCCCCCUCAAGCUAAAAUUCAUAUCCCCGGAAACCCAGAGUAUUUCAACCUCCGACGUCGAGACCUGGCAAAUGCCGCCAACGCUGCAUGUGACAUCUCACCCACAACCCCCGAACAAGUCCGCGCCUCAAUAUUCAAUUCAACCUGCUACGGCCCUUGCGCCGCCUUCUCUACAGCAAGUGACUACCUAACAGCCGUCUCCGCCAACCGCACAACCCGCGGCUGCUUCGACAUCUAUGACAUCUCCCAUGACUGCAGCACUGUUUCAGAGCUCCCAUUGAUGGCAGAAUACUUUAGCCGUGCGGACGUGCAGACCGCACUCCACGUAGAGAAUAGCGGACUCUACAGUGCCUGUAACUCCACAAUCUUGGGCACGCUACUUUCAGCGACCUCCCCCGUGCCACCGGAGUAUUUCAUCCUCCCAUCUUUGAUUACCAAGCACAACAUCUCGCUCCAUAUCUAUUCGGGAGAGUGGGAUAUGCUGAUCAACCACUUUGGCGCGGAACUGUCGUUGCAGAAUAUGACGUGGCGCGGUGCGCAGGGCUUCGCGCAGAAGCCGAAGAAGCCGUUCUUCGCUGAUAAUGCUGCACCGUCAGCGACCAAGCAGCUCCUCCUCAAGCAUACGCCAGUGGCCACUACGCUCUCAACCGCCACACCCACUGCUGGAGUUGCGGGGAUAUGGGCCAUGGAACGUGGUGUUUCAUAUCAUUUAUUCCGCGGGGCAGGUCACAGUGUCUUUGUGAAUAAGCCACGUGAGAUGUUUUCCUUCGUGAGAGAUGUGGUUGUUGCUGCGAGGGCUCACUGA